Molecule: messenger RNA, 1107 nt
Organism: Otolemur garnettii (small-eared galago)
Lineage: Eukaryota; Metazoa; Chordata; Mammalia; Primates; Galagidae
Gene: DNAJC4
Product: DnaJ heat shock protein family (Hsp40) member C4
Exons: 6
Coding region: 271-1089 (272 amino acids)
Source: RefSeq, a predicted model, not a curated record
GAGCCUGGCUGUGGCUCCUUCUUCACCCGUCCCCCAGUCUCUCUAGGAGAGGAGGAGGGUCGUAGCGUCAAAGACCGGUUAUCCAGAUGCCGAGGCCACUGUGGCCCCGAUGCCCCAGUCAGAGGCAGGGGCGGGUCUAGAAUGUGAGGGUCUGGCCCUGAGCAAAAAGGCCGCUGAGGGCCUGCUUCAGUCUUCCUUCACAAGAAAACGGGGCCAAGCCCCUUCCCUCUGCCCUCGAGGUACUUGAAGUCUGGCCCCAUCCUGGUCCCAAUGCACUUUUGGUGGCCUCCUUUCCCCAGCUGCCCGCCCGCCACCAAGCCCCUCCUGCCGCCGCUGCGCCUAUGCCGUCUGUGGCCACGCAGCCCUCCUACUCGGCCCCUUGGAGCGGCUGCCGGGCAGCGGUCCAGCCCCAGUAAUUAUUAUGAACUGUUGGGGGUGCAUCCUAGUGCCAGCACUGAAGAAGUUAAAAGAGCUUUCUUCACCAAGUCCAAAGAGCUGCACCCCGACCGGGACCCUGGGAACCCAACCCUGCACAGCCGCUUUGUGGAGCUGAGUGAGGCAUACCGUGUACUUAGCCGUGAACAGAGCCGCCGCAGCUAUGACCACCAGCUCCGUUCAGCCAGCCCCCCAAAGUCUCCAGGAAACACAGCCCACCCCAAGUCUGCUCGACAAACACACAGCAGUUCCUGGGCACCCCCCAAUGCAGAAUACUGGGCCCAAUUUCAUGGCAUGAGGCCGCAAGGGCCCAAAUCCAGGCAGCAGCAAUAUAAACACAACCAACGAGUGCUGGGAUACUGUCUCCUGCUUAUGCUGGCAGGAAGUUGGAACAGAUGCACCGGAGCUUCAUGGACGAAAAGGAUAAGAUCAUCACAGCUAUCUACAAUGACAGGAGGGCUCAGGCCAGGGCCAAUAGAGCCAGGCUCCAGCAGGAGCAACGGGAAAAGCAGCAGUAGCCUGCAGAAACCGCCACCACCAGGGCCUCCCCAAGACCCUGGGAUCAUGUUUCUGAGGAGCUCACCUGGGUGGGGCCUGCUGUGUUCCCUCCAGACUUCCUUCCUAGGACUCCCCACAACCCAAAACUUGCAAUAAAGUGAUUUUCAGAGGUCA